Anolis sagrei ordinatus is the source of this 2298-nucleotide messenger RNA. Its product is annotated as protein-arginine deiminase type-3-like. Gene Ontology annotation, molecular function: protein-arginine deiminase activity; calcium ion binding. NCBI's taxonomy places the organism in Eukaryota, Metazoa, Chordata, Lepidosauria, Squamata, Anolidae. The record is from RefSeq and is a predicted model, not a curated record. Gene Ontology annotation, cellular component: nucleus; cytoplasm.
CCCUUUUAAUCCCCUCUCCAGCCAGGCAGAGGGCAGGGCAGGCCCGAGGCAGGACAGGACAGGACAUGGCUGACCAGCGCUGGGUCCGGCUCUCCACUGACCAGGCCACCAACACCCUCUACGUGCUGGACACCGAGCUCUCCCUGGACGUCUGCGGCGCGGCCCCUCCUGGUGCCAAAACCUUUGACGUCUGGGGGUCACCCGGGGUCAACCUGUACAUUCUCCACAAUGGAGAGGUUGUGAAGGUGCCAUCGUGCGUGCCGAGAUGGCCACUGACCACCAGGGUGGAGGUCAUUGUGACGAUGGACAGCCCGAGCACCAAAGUGGACGACGAGAAGGUCAGGAUUUUGUACUACAAGGAAAAUGCAAAGGCAGCCAUGGCCAAAGCCAACCUCCUCCUCACCUGCAUCCAAGUUUCUCUGGAUGCGGAUACGACUCGCACCGGAUCGGUCACCAGAAGAGCUAAGAACAAGAAAAAAUGGACUUGGGGCCCGAACGGCAGCGGAGCCAUCCUCUUGGUCAACUGCGACAGGGACGACCCCAAAGCAAAAGACAUGGACAACGCGGACCAGCGGCUGCAGAGCUUCAUGGACUUGAAGGACAUGUCCCUCAUGAUCCUGACCACACGUGGCCCUGAGGAGGUUUUCGAGGAGAACCACCUUCUUCUCCGCAUCUCGGCCUCGGACAGCGACAAAGUGGGUGUCUUCCAUGCUCAAGGGAAAAAGAAGCUGAACCAAUACAAACACGUCUUGGGCUCUGGAAAGAUCUCGUACCUGGUGGAACGCUCCAAUGGCCAAGUGGAGACCAUUUUCUAUGUGGAAGGGUUGGCGUUUCCGGACGUCAACUUCUCAGGGCUGGUGUCCAUUCAUGCUACGCUCCUUGAAGCCACCACAAAGGCCUUACCCGAAGCUCCCAUUUUCAACGACACGGUGGUCUUCCGGACGUCUCCUUGGAUUAUGACCCCCAACACGUUGCAGCCCAUAUCCGUUUACAUCUGCAGUGUGCAAGACAACCAUGACUUCGUGGCAGAUGUGAGCAAGCUGGCCAAGAAAGCUGGCUGCCAACUGAUCAUCUGCCCAGAAGUGGAGAACCAUGGUGACCGCUGGAUCCAGGAUGAGAUGGAGAUUGGCUACAUCCAAGCUCCCCACAAGACCUUUCCAGUUGUGUUUGAUUCCCCCAGGAACCGAGAACUGAAGGAUUUCCCAUUCAAAGGUGUUCUGGGUCCCGAUUUUGGUUAUGUGACCCGGGAAGCCAGGGAGAAAGAUGUCUCUGGAUUGGACUCCUUCGGCAACCUGGAGGUCAGCCCUCCGGUGACCGUCAAGGCCAAAAAGUACCCCUUGGGCCGGAUCCUCAUCGGAAGCGCCGUUCCUAGUCCCAGUGGCAAGGAGAUGGUCCGGGUGGUGCGGGACUUCCUCUACGCCCAGCGAGUGCAAUCUCCCAUCGAGCUGUAUUCCGCUUGGCUUCUCGUGGGGCACGUCGACGAGUUCGUCAGCUUCGUCCCAGCCUCUGACAGAAAGGGUUUCCGCCUCCUCCUGGCCAGCCCCAGCGCCUGCUUCAAACUGCUGCGGGAGAAGGAACAGGAAGGCUAUGGAAACGCCCGGAUGUUUGAAGGGGCGAAGGAUAAGGACAAGGUCUCCAUAAAGAAGAUCCUGGCUGACAAAUCCUUGAGGAACAACAAUGAGUACUACCAGAAAUGCAUCGACUGGAACCGGGACAUCCUCAAGGAAGAGCUGGGCCUGACGGAGGAAGACAUCAUCGACAUCCCACAGCUCUUUGCUCCAAGCUACGCCACCAAAGCCGUUGCUUACUUCCCGGACAUGGUGAACAUGCUGGUACUGGGGAAGCACCUGGCAGUGCCCAAGCCCUUUGGCCCGAUCCUCCACGACCAGUGCUGCCUCGAAGAGGAGGUCCGCCGCCUCCUGGAGCCACUGGGCCUCUCCUGCACCUUCAUCGAUGAUUUCCAACCAUACCACCUCCGCUACGGGGAGAUCCACUGUGGCACCAAUGUCCGGCGCAAGGCCUUCACCUACAAGUGGUGGAACGUCAGCCCUUGAGGAGGCGGCGGCGGCGGCGGACGCUUCGUGUCGCUCGCCUGCUUCCCUUUGCACUUCCCAAAUCUGAGGAACAACAACACACGAAGCCGACUCCACUGUGGACUUCCUUCAUUCACACUCCCUGGUCCUAACGUCAGCUAUGGAGGCCCACCAACACAUUUCAUGCCUGUGAUGGACCCAUUAAGAUGAUUUAACACGAUUUUUGUUCCUGGGUUAUAUUUUUUUUGCUGCAUAGUUUUUACAA